Alosa alosa (allis shad) is the source of this 1739-nucleotide messenger RNA. It is a transcript of the gene cavin4a, whose product is annotated as caveolae associated protein 4a. Gene Ontology annotation, cellular component: caveola; cytoplasm. Gene Ontology annotation, biological process: regulation of gene expression. The transcript has 4 exons. Bases 223 to 1125 code for a protein of 300 amino acids. The record is from RefSeq and is a predicted model, not a curated record. NCBI's taxonomy places the organism in Eukaryota, Metazoa, Chordata, Actinopteri, Clupeiformes, Clupeidae.
UUGUGGUGUGUGUGCUGUCUCUCUAAGCUUCAGUGCACAUCUCUGUUCUGUGGAGUGACUGUGUGUGUGUAUGUGUGUGUGUGAUUCCAGGUGCUAGCCUGUCGGACGGAUCCAGUGAGCCCCUUGGCGUGUGUGUGUGUGUGUGUGUGUGCUCUCGUUUCCUCCCCAGCUCAGACCCCUGCUCUUGCCCCCGUGUGUGUGUGUGUGUGUGUGUGAGUGAGCAUGGCGCAGCUGGGCUCCGAGGCGGAGGGUGUGUGUGUGUUGUCGGUGCUGGCGCUGCUGGAGAGAGUGUCCGGCGUGCUGGAGGGCGUCCAGAGCAGUCAGGCCCGCAUGGCCGACCAGCAGGGGGCGCUAGAGGAACAGGUGGCCGCCAUGCGCGAGCAGGUGUCAGCGCUGGGCAGUGAGCACGCUCAGACGGCCGCCACGGUCCAGAAGCUGCUGCAGAAGUCUCGGCGGGUCAGUGCGCACGUGAAGGAGGUGAAGACCAGGGUGGACAAGCAGAACACGCGCGUCAGGAAGGUCGAGACCUCGCAGGACGAACUGCUCACACGAAACCGCUUCAGGGUCGUCAUCUACCAAGGGGACACUGAGUUGCCGUCGGUGGCGGUGCUGAAGGUUCCGAAGGGGGCGGGUGCGUCGGCGUUGGAGGUGGAGCCUGACGAGUACGAGGCCCCGGGGGACCUGUCGUCGGACGACGACUACGUGACGGCGGAGGAGGUGGAGUCCACACGUGUGUCACGCCUGAGGGCGGGGCUUCUGGCCACACGCCAGCGCACCAGCGAGAACCUGCGUCGCACGGGCGCCACGCUGCGCCAGGGAGGAGCCACGCUGGGGGGGCGUGUCCGGGGGCUGGGCCAGCGCGUGGUGCCCACUAGCGAGCAGCGGCAGCGCAUGCGGCAGAGUGGGCAGCGCCUACGCCAGUCCAUCGCCCAGAAGGCCCCAAACAUCCGCCUGCGCCCGACACCGCGCUCCGUGGCCGAGGGGGAGGAGGGCGGGGCCGAGGGAGACUCCGCCCACGCCGUCGCCACGCCCCCCAAGAGCAAGCGCAAGCAGGAAGUGACGGAGCGCGAGCGCCAGGGUCCGCUGUCUGAGGAGGGCGCCACCAGCGUGCCGCUGGACGCCUGAACGGUCACCAUGGAGACGGCCACAGAGGAGGGAGGAGCUUGCUGCCAUCUGUCGGAGAGAGAGAGAGAGAGAGGGAGGGAGGAGAGAGAGAGAGAGAGAGGGGGAGAGAGGGAGUUAGAGAUAAAGAGAGAUAUGAAGUGACAUCAUGUGACGUGACUACUGUUAGGAUUGAGGAGGAGAGAGAGAGGAAGUGACAUCAUGUGAGGAGGAGGAGACGCCUGACUCUGUAUCCGGCUCAUCUGAUCUGACUCAGAGUCUGGCGCCAUCUGCUGCUCCUGUAUGGCACAUGCAGUAGUGAACGGUGUGUGUGUGUGUGUGUGUGUGUGUGUGUGUGUGUGUGUAUCCUAGGUUAAAGAGUUGUAGUGCUUAUUUAUGCUAUUAUGCUAAAGACACAAAAUGAAAUGUAUUUCAAAUAGCCAUAGAAUAACAUAUACACUAGUGUUUAAUAAGAAUACUAAAUACAGUAAUAAGAAGAAUAUAUCACUAGUGGUUAAGAAGAAUAAUAUAUAUCUGACUGUGGUCUGAAGUCACUGCAUGCUCUGCACUUUUUUCUUCUAUAUGCUUUUUCAUACAAUAAAAAGUUAUCACAAAAACAAAUAAAAUCAGUAAAUAUA